AUGAGGGCGAGCCUUGUCCUUGGUGCGAGUUUCGCAUACGGUGUUAUCGCAUCCCCGGUGACUUCUCGUUCUGCUGUCACCGCACCGAACCUCUUCACCUCCUUGUCAAACGCGAUCGACAACCCCGACACAGAAAAGGGCACUUCGGCGACGAUGGCAGAUAUCGUAUCACAGCUGAAGCAAAACCCCGAUAAAACCCCGAAAUCUGCACACUCGGCAUUGUCUACGAUCGAACAAAUUAUGUCCAAUGGGGACGCAUCGAGCAUCGUCGAUUUAGCCAGAGACAUCACCAAGGCCGGGCUCAUCCCGGAAGAUAUUCUGUCGUUGCUGGAUGGAUACUUGGAUAGCGAGAUCAAUUCACUCCAGAAUCAAAAUCCGGUUAUCAACAAGAGCAUCUACCCCUCUGUGGCUGGUGAUGCGCCGUACUCGAUCCCGGAGCACAAGCUCCGGUCGGCUAUAUACAUCCCCGACUCAUUCUCCUACGGUCGCGACGGGAAAACACCGGUACUCCUUGUGCCCGGAACAGGCAUUCCCGGAGGCACCACUUAUUACUUCAGCUUCAGCAAGCUGGGCAAGACUACUGCAGCCGAUGUGGUGUGGGUGAAUCUCCCGCGGGCAGCGCUGUCGGAUGCGCAGCUCAACUCGGAAUACGUCGCCUAUGCGAUUCAGUACCUCUCGGCGCUGUGUGGAGGGCGGAGCGUGGCCGUGAUCGCGUGGUCGCAGGGCAACUUGAACACGCAGUGGGCACUGAAGUACUGGCCGUCAACCCGGAAGGUCGUACAGGACCUUGUAGCGAUGAGCCCUGACUUCCACGGCACUGUGGAACGGUACCUGGUCUGCCCGGCGCUGGCCUUGGCGGUCUGCACGCCCUCUCUCUGGCAGCAGGGAUGGGACACCAAGUUUAUCCAGACGCUGCGUACUGACGACGGCGACUCGGCAUAUGUCCCGACAACGACAGUGUACUCGUCCUUCGACAAUAUCGUCCAGCCCAUGUCCGGUCCCAACGCGUCGGCGCGUCUCGGCGAUGUGCGCAACGUCGGGGUCACCAAUGCCCAUCUCCAGACGGUCUGUGCCGGCCAGCCUGCAGGGGGGUUUUAUACUCACGACGGGGUUCUGUACAAUCCCCUUGCAUGGGCCCUAGCUAUUGACGCCAUCACGCAUGAUGGACCGGCCAGUCUGUCUCGAAUCAAUCUCGCGCAGGUGUGUCAGGGAAUCCUGUGGCCCACCUUGGAUUUGAAGGACAUGUUGGCCACCGAGGGUCUUUUACUCAUUGCGGUGAUGGAGCUUCUCGCCUACCAGCCGCCUGCACUCGACGAACCACCCAUCAAGGAAUACACGAAAAAAAAAUGA
Molecule: messenger RNA, 1350 nt
Organism: Penicillium alfredii
Lineage: Eukaryota; Fungi; Ascomycota; Eurotiomycetes; Eurotiales; Aspergillaceae
Product: putative lipase
Exons: 1
Coding region: 1-1350 (449 amino acids)
Source: RefSeq, a predicted model, not a curated record